AAAAAAGAAAAGAGAACAUGAGACUGUCUCUUCCCAUCAACACUCUCAUAAAUCUCCCAAAACCUCGGUUUCUAAUUCCCUUUUCUUCUCGUUCCCUGAGCUUGGCGUUUCCUACUCCAUCGGUUCAUCGCGUUCCGGUGGUUUCGCCUCGUCUGUGUUGUUGUCACUGGUUCUCGACGAAGGCGAUGACGAAUGUUGGAGAGCAAUCGAUUCCUUCAGUCGAAUUGAAGGAGAAGAUUGAGCUCAAUGAGAAAGAACGGAAAAUUUUCGAUCGGCUUUUAAGUACUCUCCGUUAUUGUAACCUUGACACGCAGCUUCGCGUCGCCGGUGGUUGGGUCCGUGAUAAGCUUCUAGGGAAAGAGAGUGAUGAUAUUGACAUAGCUAUUGAUAAUAUGUCGGGAAGUGAUUUUCUUGAUAAGUUCAAGGAAUAUUUAUCUUCUAGAGAUGAACAAGUACAAGGCGACACUGUUAUUGAAAGGAACCCUGACCAAUCCAAACACUUGGAGACAGCAAAGCUCCGCAUUUAUGACCAAUGGAUAGAUUUUGUGAACUUGAGAAGUGAAGAAUACACAGAGAAUAGUCGUAUUCCUACAAUGAAAUUUGGCACCGCAAAAGAGGAUGCUUAUCGUAGAGAUUUAACCAUAAAUAGUUUAUUCUACAACAUCAACUCUGGCUCAGUAGAAGACCUUACUGAAAGAGGCAUCGAUGACCUGAAGUCUGGAAAAAUUGUUACACCCUUGCCUGCAAAAGCUACAUUUCUGGAUGAUCCUUUGCGAGUUCUCCGGGCUAUUCGCUUUGGUGCGAGGUUUGGUUUUACUCUGGAUGAAGAACUAAAAGAAGCUGCUUCAAGUGAGGAAGUAAGAGUAGCUCUGGGAGAGAAAAUUAGCAGAGAGCGGAUUGGGAAUGAAAUUGAUUUGAUGAUAUCUGGGAAUGGGCCAGUUUCGGCGGUUACCUAUCUUUCUGAGUUGAAACUAUUUAGGGUUGUGUUUGCUCUUCCCUCUUCAGCUGAGCCUUCACCAUCAGAGAAUUGUGGCAGCCUCUCCCAAGCCUACUUGGAAGCUAUGUGGAGACUGCUUCAAACACCUGGGAUAGGAAACUUCAGUGGUGAACAAACACGGCUUGCUCUGUAUGCUGCUAUGUUUCUCCCCUUCAGGAAAACCAUUUACAAAGACAACAAGGGUAAAUCGAUUCCUGUUGUCAACCACAUAUUCAAAUUCUCCAUGAAGCGCAAGACCAGUGAUGCUGAAACCGUUAUGAAUAUACAUCAGACCGCAGAAAGAUUUCGACCGUUGAUUUGUCCCCUUGAGACGAAGAACGAUGUAGGACUGGACAAGCUUGAUUGGGCCGCUGAUACUCUUGAGCAUUGGAAGUCCCUCCCCCACAAUGAUGCAGUGGUCCCAGCAACUUCGAAAAUAAGAGUACUCACAGGGUUUUUACUUAGGGAUAUUAAAGACUUCUGGCAUGUUGCUCUCUUAACUUCUUUGUUGUUGUCUGCUACGGUGGACGAUCAAGAAAUUGGGCAAUUGGACUUCCAACUGGAGAAGAUGCGAGAAACUUAUCUAACAGUUGAGGCAACUAUCCAUGAACUAGGUCUUGAUAACAUCUGGGAUGUUAAACCUCUGGUGAAUGGCAGGGAGAUCAUGCAAAUUGCAGAGCUGAAGGGAGGAUCUCUCAUCCGUGUAUGGCAACAGAAACUGCUCACAUGGCAGCUGGCUAACCCCAACGGCACCUCAGAGGAAUGCAAGGAUUGGAUGAGAGAAAUCAAAGCAAAACGACAAAGGACAGAGUGACUUCAGAAUCUAGUGGCUAGUUGUGCUCUGUAGUCUUAUUAAACCUGCUAACAUUGUAGAUUAGUCAAAAGUCAAAAUUCAGAUGUCUCAACAUUUUGGCAAAUUCUUUAUCAGUCAUAGGCUCAUCUCUAGCAGUUUAGCUAUGUGUUUUUUAUGUAACAAAACAGAUUCGAGCAAAAAAAAUUGAAAGAAUGAUAACAAACAUAAA
Messenger RNA from Capsella rubella, 1998 nucleotides. Its product is annotated as putative CCA tRNA nucleotidyltransferase 2. Lineage: Eukaryota; Viridiplantae; Streptophyta; Magnoliopsida; Brassicales; Brassicaceae. Gene Ontology annotation, biological process: tRNA 3'-terminal CCA addition. Gene Ontology annotation, molecular function: RNA binding; ATP:3'-cytidine-cytidine-tRNA adenylyltransferase activity. The transcript has 15 exons. Bases 18 to 1790 code for a protein of 590 amino acids. The record is from RefSeq and is a predicted model, not a curated record.